AUGAGAUCAACUGUGAGAAUGAAGGCGAAGGAAAUUUCCGGACAGACAUUUGACUAUAUCGUAUGUGGUGGAGGCACAUCCGGCUGUGUAAUUGCAGCUGAGCUUGCCUCUAUUCCGAACGUCUCCGUCCUUCUGGUUGAAGCAGGCAGAGACUCAGGCGUUCUGCCUGACGUGUUAGUGCCAGGAAAAUAUGUCAAGCAACUACAAGAAGACAAAGACGGAUUAUGGGAGCUGGACACAGUACCGCAGGUGCAUCUGAAUGGAAGAAAACUGGUGUUCCUCAGAGGUAAACAGCUUGGGGGUAGCUCAGCAGUCAACUACAUGGCACUUGCUCGAGGACCAGCAGCCGAUUACGAUGAAUGGGCUAGGCUUGUUGGCGAGGAUGGGUGGAAAUGGGAGAACAUACUGCCCCUGAUGAAAGAGCUGGAGGACUUUGAUCCAAAAUUACCUGCUAAUAUGCAAGAGUUUGCUGCUCCACGGGUUUCAAAUCAUGGAACCUCAGGCCCUCUCAAGAUUGGAUUUGGGGACGAAAUGGUUCCUGGGAUCGAAACAUUUGUGAAGGCAUGCGUGGAGACCGGGAUACCGUUGUGUCCAGAUAUCAACUCCGGAAAUCCAGUGGGAGUAGGGCUGGCCCAGUUCAACGUUCGAGAUGGAGAGAGAUGUUAUGCAGCCAAUGCUUUCCUGGGUGACACAGCUCGAGUAUCGCUUAAGAACCUGACCGUUGUAACAGAAACAGAGUGCGAUCGGCUUCAGUCUAAAGAUGGGGUUGUUACUGGGGUGGAUUUGUAUCACCGACCAAACGGGGAGAAAGUUCAUGUCUAUUGUCGCAAAGAGGUUGUUCUAUCUUCCGGCACGUUUGGAUCUCCGAAAAUCUUGAUGCUGUCGGGCCUGGGACCCAGAAAUAAGCUAGAGCAACACGGAAUUCCCGUACACGUCGACUUGCCAGGGUGUGGACAAAAUAUGCUUGACCAUUCCAUCAUCACCUGUGAAUAUAGGGUGGACAAUUCAAUCCCAGCGCAUAAUCAGUUGUUUCUCGACACCGGGCGCCUAGCAGAAGCCGAGGCGCGCUAUGCCAAUGAUCAUACGGGACCACUUGCGAUGUAUGGAUCUAGUGGUACCUUGGCAUUCCCCAGAAUCAAGCGACUCUUCGACUCGAAGGAAUUUUCCGACCUCGGUAAAAAAGCGCAAAGCUUUUUGCUGGAGCCCUCAAGACCUUCAGCUGAAAUUUGGCUUGGAUCGGGACCCUCCGUGUAUGAGGUCGAUGGACCAGACAAAAGUUAUAUGACCCACGAGCUUCUGUUACAGAACAAUUUAUCACGAGGAACCGUCACAAUUGGCUCCACUGAUCCACGAAGACCCCCAAUUCUGAACCCGAAUUUCCUGGCUCAUCCAUUCGAUCAACGCAUCGCAAUCGAAAGUGUUCGCAUGGCAUUGAAGAUUGCUCGCACCAAAGCCUAUGACGGUACUAUUGAGCAGAUGGUGCAUGGCCCGGAAAUUGAAUUUACGACCGCAGAUCUGGAUAGGAUCAGUGAUGAGGUCAUGCUGGAUUUCAUUCGAAAGAACUUGGAUCAAGGAUACCAUAGCGUGGGUACUUGUCGCAUGGGCAAGAUCGGCGAUCCAGAGGCCGUGGUAAACUGCCAGUUCCAAGUCAAGGGAAUGCAAAACCUCCGGGUCGCAGACCUGAGUGUGUGCCCUAUUCUAACUUGCAAUCAUACUCAGAUAAAUGCGUACUUGAUUGGUCUUCGAUGCGCAAAAGAGAUGGUCAAGCAUUCCAAAGUACAUCAACAUCUUGCGAAGCUGUAG
This is a messenger RNA of Penicillium coprophilum, 1803 nucleotides long. RefSeq names its product GMC family oxidoreductase. Gene Ontology annotation, molecular function: flavin adenine dinucleotide binding; oxidoreductase activity, acting on CH-OH group of donors. The transcript is spliced from 7 exons. The record is from RefSeq and is a predicted model, not a curated record. NCBI's taxonomy places the organism in Eukaryota, Fungi, Ascomycota, Eurotiomycetes, Eurotiales, Aspergillaceae. Bases 1 to 1803 code for a protein of 600 amino acids.